Molecule: messenger RNA, 7245 nt
Organism: Venturia canescens
Lineage: Eukaryota; Metazoa; Arthropoda; Insecta; Hymenoptera; Ichneumonidae
Product: ankyrin repeat domain-containing protein 50
Exons: 16
Coding region: 1661-6115 (1484 amino acids)
Cellular component (GO): nucleus; cytoplasm
Molecular function (GO): protein binding
Source: RefSeq, a predicted model, not a curated record
CUCAGUGCGGCCGCGUCCGUCAGAGGCAUCGCUUCGUAGCAUUUUGUCAUUCGCAUUCCCCUUGCCUCGUUAUUUUUCGUCGCGAGAAUAUACGAACGGUUUUUAGUGGAUUAAAACCACGUUUUUGCACAGCGAAAUAUUACCCGAGUGCUAAAUAAGUCUCGCCAUUAAAUCAAUCUCAAACGAGAGUGUUGAAAGAAACAAAUGAAAUAAAAAUGAAGAAACGCGGCAGUUGGAACGAAAGAGACGUCGGAUAGUUGUUAUCAAGUGGCUUCUUGUUUUCCAAUUGGAUGUACACGUCUCGUUAUUUAACGGGAAGAAAAGUUCGUAAAAACCGGUCAACUGGAGACUAGAUCGUGUUUUUAUUUACAUUUUCGUCUUCGACUCACGAGUGUAUCGUGCUCUUUAGUAUUGUUGUUUUUUAUAUUUCGGUUUCACUUCGUACCGAAUGUGUUGUUUGCUCACGAUGGAGGCUUAGCUCGAGGAAAAGUAGGGAGAUGGAUCUGUUGCAUUGAGGUUUCCGAAACGAAGUUAUCGCAGACUUGUCUAACUUCUCCUUAACGUGCUGUUGGAGCAAUCGAGGGGAGGAAAAGACAGUUCGCAGUGAUUUUUUGUGCUCCUUUUAUCACGUUCGGUGUAUACGAGUACGCGAGUUUGCUGUUCAGUGCGUGUGUGCGUAUUUUAUAAUCAUAUACAUGUACGUAGAUAUAUUUAUAUCUCUAUACACGGUGUUUCUGUGGUCUCCUCGGGUUCGUUUGGUCGUCGGCCUUCGCACGAGGGAACAAAGGGCCGGAGGAGUGGGAGCAUCGCCUCUUUCUCUUUCUCUCACUCACUCGCUCAUUCGAUGUUGGCGAGACAAGUGAGACGGAGCAUAACGAGAAAGGGACGAAGAGGAAAAAAAGGGCAAAAAGUAUCGACCGAGAGCGUCGACCAACUCAUUUCGGUUGGAAAGCGACGGUCGCUCGUCUUCGUAACUAACUGUUUGUAAGCCGUUAAAAGUUAAGCAAUCCGAGUGUGUGAAAACGUUCGCAGCCCGAAAAUACAAGUGACAGCGAGGACUUGGAGGGAUAAACUGCAUCGAUAAAUCCAAAGGAACAAUAUGCUUACGGCAGAAUGCAGACUCAAGAAUCGCGAAGAGUACGAGAAACGAGGUGAUGAGAAGCUUUAAUGGAGGCCGAGGAAGCUGCAGAGCCUCCCCCCUGCGGGGCUCCGAUCAACGUUCUCAAAACGCUACAAUUUACGCAGAUAUAUCCUCGAUGAUGCACCUGCUGCCGUCUCUCUAGCCCAUUGCAAUAAGCGCAACGUCUACGGGCAUCCGUCACGCUUGUGAUUCGCUACGAUUCAACGAGCUCCGAACGAAACGAAUUUUAUGGAAGAACAAAACGAACUGAGAGCUACUUUGACUCUCCAACAUAUACGACGAGUCCUCUCGACGGACAUUCAACGUCACGGUUAUUCGAUAAAUGAAACUUGUCGAGACAUUGCAUUACUGUAAAAUAUCGAACUAUUUAACGAUAAGUAGAAAAUCAACAUUUUAUUGAUAAUCUCAAUUCAACGAAUUUGGUCGGGAGAAAUAGUAAAAUAUAUUGACCAAAGUAAAGCGUCGUAAUUAAUUUACGUUUAGAAUUUGAGAUUGCUAAAGUCGCUGUCGAACGUCAAAAUGGCUGCUCCGGUGAUAGAAAAGAAACGUUUUUUCUGUCGAGAAUGGGCUCUGAUGAAGCUUUCGCAUUGCCUGGAACAGAGGCCAGCUUCGAAGACAUGCGGUGCCCUGAUCGUCGGUGGUCCAGGAAGCGGUAAAACAGCACUGUGCGCGGAGCUCGCAUGGCCAUCUACCGGUGCUUCGUCGAGGCACCAAAGAUCGUUGAACAGAAGAUUGUUGGCAAGGCACUUUUGUCAGGCUCGAAGCGAGGCUUCAUUAUCACCAGCUCAAUUCGUCAGAUCGCUCGUAGCGCAAUUAUUGCAGGCGAGUGCAGACGGUAUUCACCUGUCGUCGCCAACAUCACCGACCGCUAGUACUACUUCUGGGCCGACGACGUCGAAAGAGGCGGUGGCCGAAUCGUAUGCUGAAAAAUUACGAACCGAUCCUGAAAUUCAGGCGGCCUUGCAACCCGAAGUUUUAGAUCGUGAUCCCGACGAUGCGUUGAAGAAAGCUCUCUUGUUCCCACUGUUGGAAGUCGAGCCGCCGAAAAAUUGUCUCUUUCUCCUCGUUGACUCAAUCGACGAGGGACAAUUUCUCAAUCCACCGCAGACGGGCACCAGAGACUCCCGACGUGAAAAUGACAACGUCAGCCGUACAAUUGCCGAGUUGCUAGCCAAUCAUCACCAUUUGUUCCCCCAAUGGCUGCUGCUCGUUUGCACUGCGAGAAGACAGAGCAAAACUAUAUCACGAAUGUUUACGGGCUUUCGAAAGAUAUCGUUGGACGAUUUACGAAAGAGUCAAGUCGUUCGGGAUGUCCAACAGUAUAUAUUAGCCAGGCUUGAUCAAGAAGAUGCUUUGAGGCAGCAUAUAUCGAGGGAUACCGCUGAGAUGCUCAAUCAGUUGCACAUCAAAAGCAACGGUUGUUUCCUCUAUCUCGAGAAAGUUUUGGACGGGGUGGCUGAGAACUUUAUCGUGUUGCGUGAGAUACGCGAAAUACCAGGAACUCUAAAUGGCCUUUAUCUAUGGUUAUGUCAGAGGCUAUUCAGCAGAAAACAAUUCGCCAAAGUACAACCACUGUUAAACGUUAUACUAGCCGCUAAAUUGCCAAUAACACAAGAGAUACUGUACAAGUGCGUUAGAACGGCCAGUCCUACGAUUACGAUGGAAGAUUUCAAUCGACGUUUGCAUCUCCUCCGGAGAGUCAUAUCCGUCUCCCGAGCCGGAGCCCUCAUGCUCUUUCAUCAUAGUUUUGCCGAAUGGCUUCUCGACGUUAAACACUGCACGCAGAAGUAUCUGUGCUCAGCGACCGAGGGACACGCUAUGCUCGCGACAUAUUACACAAUAUGUGGACCCGAGCUUAAUCCUGAUGAAAUCUGCGUCCUUGGACAACAUCUUCAACGAGCCAUGACGAGCCCCUUGGCCACUGGCUGCAACUUCGAUUCUCAUACAUUACAGCUCUUGUGGAUGAUCGGAUGCAGAGCUCCCGUCGACGAAUGUUAUUUAGAUAGUUCUGAGUGUAUACUCUGGCCUCGACAAGACACUAAACUACUUAGACUACUCGUUGAUGCUGGAGCCAAACCUUCUGAAAAGAUUAUCGAGGAUGAGAUCAACAAGGAUCCUAUUUCUUCUAGUCAGGUGUCGCAGGAUGUGAGCCCAAUGGACGAAUCGCCCGGUGAACCACUGACUGAGUUGUUGGGAGAAAGCGGUGAUAUAAACCAAGCAGAUUCUUGUGGUCGAACUGUACUUCAUACUUUGGCAGCUGAUGGUAAUGCAUCCUUGCUGGAAUUAGCACUUGCUGCAUGUCCUCAGGCGAAACUUGAGGCGACUGAUCGUCACGGUCAAACACCCUUGAAUCUGGCUGCGAGACACGGCUACACGGAUGUUGUUAGAGUUUUAUUAGCUGCUGGAGCAAGCGCCGAUCACGCCGAUUGCGAUGGUUGGACAGCACUUAGAGCAGCUGCCUGGGGCGGACAUACCCAGGUACAUUCACAGCCAACUCUCUCUUCACGAAACCACGAAACUGUUAGAAGUGCCUCGAAAGUUGUCGUUGAACAGCUUCUCGAGCACGGAGCUAUGGUCGAUUGCGCGGAUUGGGAUCAAAGAACUGCUCUGAGGGCAGCAGCAUGGGGUGGCCACGAGGAUAUCGUCAAGGCGUUAUUACAACACGGAGCUGACGUCAAUAGGACUGAUGAUGAGGGCAGAACUGCCUUAAUAGCAGCGGCUUACAUGGGGCAUAGUGAAAUUGUUGAACACCUGCUUGACUUUGGGGCAACUAUUGAUCACGCUGACAGUGACGGUCGUACCGCUCUGAGUGUUGCUGCAUUGUGCGUCCCAGCAAAUCAUGGCUACGCAAAGGUCGUAACAAUUCUACUGGAAAGAGGAGCAGCUGUUGAUCAUCAGGACAAAGAUGGAAUGACCCCACUUUUGGUAGCAGCGUUUGAAGGUCACCGAGACGUUUGCGAACUGUUGCUUGAGUACGAGGCUGAUGUGGAUCAUUGUGAUGCCACGGGACGGACCCCCUUAUGGGCUGCAGCAAGCAUGGGCCAUGGAUCGGUUGUCGCACUACUGCUCUUCUGGGGUUGUUAUGUCGACAGCAUAGACAACGAAGGAAGAACUGUUUUGAGCGUAGCCGCUGCCCAAGGAGGUACAGAUGUCGUCAAACAACUUCUUGACAGAGGUCUUGAUGAACAGCAUCGUGAUAAUUCAGGCUGGACGCCCCUCCAUUAUGCUGCGUUUGAAGGUCACAUCGAUGUUUGCGAAGCACUCCUCGAAGCUGGAGCAAAAGUGGACGAGGCCGACAACGAUGGAAAAGGUGCUCUCAUGCUCGCUGCUCAAGAAGGUCAUGUGUCGCUUGUUGAAAGGCUGCUCGACCAGCACGCAGCACCCAUUGACCAACAUGCUCACGAUGGAAAAACUGCUCUAAGGCUGGCUGCGUUGGAAGGCCAUUACGAUACCGUCAAAAUUUUGAUUUCGCACAACGCCGACGUGAAUGCUAAAGAUGCCGAUGGUAGAAGUACACUUUACAUAUUAGCUUUGGAAAAUCGACUGGCCAUGGCAAGAUUUUUGUUGGAACACGCUCGUGCCGACGUGGAAAGCAGAGACUCCGAGGGUAGAACUCCACUUCACGUGAGCGCGUGGCAAGGACACGUCGAGAUGGUAGCUCUUCUUUUGACCGACGGAAAUGCCAGUGUCAAUGCUUGUGACAACGAAAACAGAACGCCACUCCACUCAGCAGCGUGGCAAGGACACGCUGCUAUAGUGAGAUUGCUUCUGGAACAUGGAGCAACUCCUGAUCAUACCUGCAAUCAGGGCGCAACGGCUCUCGGUAUAGCAGCUCAAGAAGGUCACGAGCACUGUGUCAGAGCGUUAUUAAAUCAUGGAGCUGAUCCAAACCAUUCGGAUCAUUGUGGCAGGAACGCGAUAAAAGUUGCUGCGAAAAGUGGCCAUGACACCGUCGUGCGGUUGCUGGAGGAACACUCGGCCAAUCAGAGGAGUUUGAGGCCCGGUAUGAACGGGGGUGGUAGUAGCAGCGCGACUUCUGUGACAUCGAAUUCAACGGCUGAAACAAAGCCAUCUUCAGCCAUUCUCAAUCCACUUUCAACCCAGUACAGUCCAGCCGAAUCACCUGAUUCAACGAAACGCCGAAGCUGCGUAUCAUUGGGUAACAAUUCAAGCAACAGCAAAUCCAGCAGCAAUCUCACUGGCAGUACAAAGAGCGAUCAAGGAAAAUUCGGACAAAAUCCGAUGGUGAAUCAAGUUAUUAAAGCACCAUUAUCGUUCACGCAACAAUUACAACAGUGCUCAAGAGGAGCGAAAAGUCGACCCCUCAGUAAACUAUUGUCACCGUUGAAAAGCGAACCGCAAAGUCCGAUAUACGCAUCACCGCCUCAUUCACCGUUGAGUGACAGUCUCAUUCCUUACUCACCGACUAACACGAGUCCACCAAGUGCACAGACUGCUGCCAGCGUGAUACAGAGUCAACUUGGAGUUUCUCUCCUAACCGGAAAUCAGAGCAUACAGUACAAGCCACAGAGCGGUGGUUUCAACAAUCCCGCAGUGAUAUACGAACCUAUUGAUAUCAAAACCGAACUUAUCGACGGGAGUAAAGAUGUACCAAAACCUUUUGAGCUUACCAACGAAAUGCUCGGCUUGAAAAUCUCUAGCAAAGACAAAAAAAAUGGGCUCGAUGAUAAAAGGAACUCCGCUGAUACGCAUUUUACGAGAGACACGCAUAUGAGAAUAAUAUUGGGAAAUAGCGGUGCAGGCGUUGGUCGAAAUGUCAAACACACGGAGCACAGUAGCAGCGCCAGUAAUGCUAAGCCGAAACGUAAUGGUUUGGUUUCAAAUCCAGCCAUGAGACUCGUAGCUGGAGUAAGAAACGGUUUUGAGAAUGCAACAAAUAGAAACAAGCCCAUAACAACGAGGGUCAAUGGAUUUCAGUGGAAGGCCGAAACUCGAAAAGAAACACCUUUGUAGGAGCAGGUAGAAAAAUUUGCGACAACUCGUAAAUACAUUCAGACUCACUGUAGGAGGUGGAAAAAUUUACUCAGUGGAAAAACGAAAGUCAAUAAAUCGUUUUUUUCUCCUUUAAUUUGAGCAUAAUCAAACGAGACUCAAUUGAAGAAGAAUUUGUUUUUUUUUUCUAAGUAUAGAAAAAUCAACAGAAAACCCAAAAGUACUACGAAAAAAUCGUGAUCACUUUCAAAAUAAACGAAACUACAUAACACGUAAUACCAAAUAUUAAACUGCAUAGAGAUGUAUGUAGACGCAUAUAGAGACGUAAUAUUACGGAUUACAAGUUUGUAUAAAUGUAACGUUAAUAAAAUUCAUUAUCGAUCUCACUAAUACUACAUCAAUAUAUCGAUGAACGAACUAUCGGAAUCUCGAGAUUUCAUUUCUAUCUGUUUUUUUUUUCUUUUUUUAUUCUCUCUUUCCUUUUUGAUGUUUUAAAAGAAAUGAGAAACAUAAAGCAUUGAGAUUUUCGUCAGAAGACUGGAUGCAUACGAAGCGACUUUGUGAUGUUUAAGAAAAAUUGAAUAAUGUUAUAAGCAGAUGUAAAAAUAUUGUAAAAAAAAAAAAAAUAUUCACAUACGUAUGUAGUUGAUGAUCAAACUAUGAAUGCUACUUCCGGCACUAUAAACACGUCUGGAGAACCUGAAUGGUGUUACGAACGCCCAUUCCAACUGUUCAAGGCAUCACUCUGGUCCAGCUAUGAAAUGUAACAUCGAGGGGAUUUUUUAAAUAAAAAUCAAGUGAGGGCCUUUAUGUUAUUAAUACAGAAAAAAGAGAUUCAUUGGAAGAAAGUAAAAAACUGUAAACCUUAUUCUCUAUCUCAAAACCAUCGAAAUUUACAAAACUUAUAUCAACAAUGACUAGUAAUUUGAUCAUCCUCUGUAUGUAUAUGAAUAUACAUAUAAAUACGUAUGUAUGUCAGUCGAGUAAAUGAGAGCCUCGAUACGAGGAAAGCCUGAUUAUGCUAAAUAUACGUAACAUUAUGGCCUGAAAGUGGAGAGCCUUUGUAAAUACACCAUUUAUGUAUUGAGCAUGACCAUAUUUAUUAUUAUAUUGUAGUAGACAAAAAGAAAUAAAUGAACAACAAUUAUUGA